Molecule: messenger RNA, 1187 nt
Organism: Lycium ferocissimum
Lineage: Eukaryota; Viridiplantae; Streptophyta; Magnoliopsida; Solanales; Solanaceae
Exons: 7
Coding region: 53-1015 (320 amino acids)
Cellular component (GO): chloroplast
Molecular function (GO): phosphatase activity
Source: RefSeq, a predicted model, not a curated record
CAAAAGGCUAAAUCAAGAACCAAAAAGUACAGACUCAAACAAGAAGUAAACUAUGAUAGGAACAUCAUGCUUAUCAGCUCAACAAUCCUUAAAGCCAAGCGAGAUAAAUAUUCAAACUCUGAAUGGAAUUCAACAGCUAGCUGAAACUCGUAAAUUCAAGGCAUGGUUUCUGGAUCAGUUUGGAGUGCUUCAUGAUGGGAAACAACCUUAUCCUGGUGCCAUUUCGACAUUGGAAAAGUUGGGAACUUAUGGUGCAAAGAUGGUAAUCAUUAGUAAUUCAUCAAGAAGAGCAUAUACGACCCUGGAAAAGUUGACAAGCCUUGGAUUUGAUCCAUCACUCUUUGCUGGUAUCGUCACCAGUGGGGAAUUAACACAUCAGUGUCUUCUAAGGAGAGACGACGAGUGGUUUGCCUCUUUACGAAGAUCAUGCAUUCACAUGACAUGGAGCGACAAGGGUGCUAUCUCUCUCGAGGGCUUGGGACUAGAAGUUGUGGAAAAUGUUGAGGAAGCCGAUUUUAUUUUAGCUCACGGAACUGAUGCAUUGGGGCUUUCUUCUGGUGACACAUUUGCCAUGAAUCUUGAUGACCUUGAGAAGAUACUGGAGCAGUGUGCUGCUAAAAAAAUUCCCAUGGUGGUAGCAAAUCCUGAUUUUGUAACUAUAGAGCCUGGGAAUCUACGUGCUAUGCCCGGAACAUUGGCAGCCACAUAUGAAAAACUUGGCGGUGAAGUAAAAUGGAUGGGUAAACCUCAUAAGAUAAUAUACAAGUCAGCUAUGAAAAUGGUUGGCUUGGAUUCCCCUGAUUCAUGUAUUGCCUUUGGAGACUCAUUGCACCAUGAUAUCAAAGGUGCAAAUGCAGCUGGAAUUGCAUCUGCAUUUAUCACGUCAUGUGGAGUCCAUGCUACUGAACUCAGACUUAAUCAAUUUGGACAAGUUGCAGGUGAUGAUUCUGUACGUGCUCUUGCCUUGAAGUACGAUGCAUAUCCUACAUAUUUUCUCCCUUCAUUUACCUGGUGAAUUGAGAAUUCGGAGGGUUGUCACAUAUUAUUGUAUUGUAUUGUUUUGUUACUCUAAUUAUAAUGUUUGUUUCUAUUGUUAUUUACAUAAUAUAGUACUCAUUCUAUUGUUAUGUCUGUUGUUGCAUAACAUUCAAAUCCUGGAUCGCAAUUUCAGUUAACCAUAUAUUUUA